Messenger RNA from Impatiens glandulifera, 1100 nucleotides. RefSeq lists its product as uncharacterized. Bases 29 to 946 code for a protein of 305 amino acids. The transcript has 4 exons. The record is from RefSeq and is a predicted model, not a curated record. Lineage: Eukaryota; Viridiplantae; Streptophyta; Magnoliopsida; Ericales; Balsaminaceae.
UUCCCUCUCUUCUAUCUAAGUCUAACAAAUGGCGAAAUGCUUUAGCUUCAUGUCGUUUCAGGACAAGUUGUACAGAUUCUCCUUCGGCUACUCCGGUCUGAAAUCCUCCGUCACCGAUCUUGGAGACGGCACUGUGAUUCACUGUUGGAUACCCAAAAUGACCAAACCCAGAAAACCAAAUCUACUCUUAAUUCACGGAAUCGGAGCCAACGCGAUGUGGCAGUUCAACGAAUUCAUCGGUCCCUUAACCAACCGAUUCAACCUCUACGUUCCUCAACUCCUCUUCUUCGGCGAUUCAUACACAACCCGACCGGAGAGAUCGGAGGUGUUUCAGGCCCAAUGCAUCAUGAGAGCGAUGGAAUCCUACGGGGUCAAUAAGAUGAUGAUUGUAGGUCUCAGUUACGGCGGAUUUGUUGGGUAUUCAAUGGCUGCGCAGUUUCCGUCGGCGGUGGAUCGACUUGUGAUCGCAGCGUCGGGGAUUUGUUUGGAGGAAAAGGAUAUGGAAGAUGGUAUGUUUAAAGUGAGUAGCGUUGAGGAAGCGAUUACGAUUCUUCUGCCGCAAACGCCGGCAAAAAUGAGGGAACUGUUGAAACUUACUUUCUACCAGCCGCCCAAAAUUCCUAAUUGUCUUCUCAAUGACUUCAUUAAUGUAAUGUGUACAGAGUACCAUCAAGAGAGAAAAGAAUUGAUUGAGGCAUUACAUAAAGACAGAAAAUUGGCUGACCUUCCUAAGAUUCAUCAGCCAACAUUCAUCAUAUGGGGAGAGAAGGAUAAGGUAUUCCCAAUUGAAUUGGGCCACAGAUUGAAGAGGCAUUUGGGAGAGAAUAUUGCAGAGAUGGUGAUAAUAAAAAAUGCAGGGCACGCAAUCAACGUGGAGGGAUCAAAGGAGAUGUUCAAACAUAUGAAACGUUUCCUUUAUCAAUCUUUAUCUUCCACUCACCCAUAAUCUUAAUGACUAGUCAUUAUAUUACUAGUAAAUUAAUUGACUCAGAAUUACUCAGAUAUAUAUUAUUGAGCUGUGUUUUCAGAUCAUUUUAUUCAAUUCCUCCCUCACUCUAAAGGACCCAUCAAUCAAUAAAUUAUCUCUUUGUUGUGGGUCU